AGAAAUCUCUGGUAUUUGGCUUUAAUGUCAGACCUUAAAUUAUUUAGCUAAACUAGCAACACUGUUCAAGUCGCAACUACUAGGACUCUGAAUAUUCCAGAUGCGGCUGCAGAUGCCUCGUGCCUUAUCGAUGUCCGAUAUGCGGGUCGCGUCCCACCCCGGUGUUUCUGGUUUUUCGAACUCUAGCCACGCGCCGCCGCAACUUUCCUCGCGACUCUCGAUCGAGGGCAGCUUGCUGCUGGGGAAGCACCUGCUCUCCUACCGAAUGUGGGCCGACCUAAUGGAGUUGUCCCCGGGACCAAGAAACAUAACGUUCGGAUGUAUCCUGGCAGAGCAUUAUACGCUUCGGUGCUUACGCAGGCUGCAAGAGAAGAGAUACAUUGCUCAAAAAAAGAACCCCUUUUAGCUGAAGAUUUAGCUGAAGAUGCCACAUGUGAAAAUUAUACACCUUAAUUUCAAAAAAUUAUAAAUUAUAAUUUAUACAAAAAAUAUAAAAAUGAAAUUAAUAUAUUUAAAUUUUAUUUAAUCUCUCAUCUAUGGUGCGCAAUCUAUGGUUCUCUUCUUUAUAUAUUUUUUCUUUGUUUCAUGAAGAUUUUUUUCAGUGGUUAAGGUUCGGCAGGAAUCGGCUCGCCUUCAAACAUGUUUGAUGUUGUAUGCAACGUUUUCUGGAACAUGUUUCGGAACUUUCAUCCUGAUGUGAGGCCCGUCAGGAAUCAAUUGCGCGCAAUCCAUCGACGACGGCGGUCGUGGUGCUCUAAGCCCAGUCUUUGGACAGUAUUAAGUGGCCAAGUUCCCGGGGCGAUCGAGGAAGUUAAAGCCUUGGAGCCCUUGAGCCGAGCACGACGAUCUUUUGAGCGAUGAUCGUGGUGUGUUAAACAUUUCAGUGUGUUCUUUGUGUGUUUGUCUGUCGGUGAGUGCGCGCUAUUUUUAUUUGUUAACUGCAGAACCCCGUUAAACAUCCACGCAAUGUAAAAAACAAAAAACAAAAAAAAAAAACCCAAAAAAGUAUCUGUG
This is a messenger RNA of Drosophila ananassae, 1014 nucleotides long. RefSeq lists its product as uncharacterized. The coding region runs from base 101 to 406 and encodes 101 amino acids. Lineage: Eukaryota; Metazoa; Arthropoda; Insecta; Diptera; Drosophilidae. The record is from RefSeq and is a predicted model, not a curated record. The transcript has 2 exons.